AUGGACAACUCCUACUCUGCCCUGAUUGCCUCCAUACUUUCAGAUGGUCUCGCGAUAACAGAGCAGCUCAUUCCGAACACUGGCUAUGCGGAGAAACCAGAUGUCUGGCUUGUUUUAUGCGCAAUUGCUCCACAAUAUUAUGGCUCGAAUGGGGAACAAAGAAGCGACUGGAGGGGAGGGAAUGGCACUUAUGCACAUGGAGAUUCUAUGAUUGCUCUGGCCAUAUUUAAAAGGAUAGAAAUACCAGUGACCGGCUCAUGGAUGACUGGUCACAUAUUCACCUGUGUUCGAUUUUGA
Molecule: messenger RNA, 297 nt
Organism: Protopolystoma xenopodis
Lineage: Eukaryota; Metazoa; Platyhelminthes; Monogenea; Polystomatidea; Polystomatidae
Source: the annotation of a GenBank genome assembly